AUGGCAACGUUGACGAUUAAACGCAGAACACCUUCUCUUGGUACACUGCCUACUAUGCCUCCAUCCACACCACCAUCAGUGAUUGAUACACCUAUGCCAUCCACAUCGAUUACCAAUAAGGCUGCAUCACAAGGCGCGUCAUUAUACCACACAUGCCGCUCCGUUCUUGAUCGACUUGCAGCUGUCGAAGGCAUGGCUGAAUUUCUCGAUGCUGAUAUCACACCUCCUUCACAACUCAAUCCAUCCAACUCUUCUUCAACGACAUCAUCCAUCUCAUCGUCAUCAUCUGAACCUUCGACCCCAACAAGUUCUACCAGCAAUGAUCCAUUGAGUAAACUUUGGUCCAUUUGUCGACGUGGCAAUUCUCUUUGCAUCCUCUUCAACGCAUUGCAAAAGGACACGCCUAUCAAAAUUGAAGAUCGGGAUCCAAACUUGAACCAGCUCAACGCUUGCAAAGCUAGCGUCUAUCACUUCUUGGUCGCAUGCAGGAACCAGCUUAAAUUUUCUGAAGAGGACGUGUUUACCAUCACCGAUCUUUAUCAAGGAGACACCAAUGGCUUUGUCAAGGUUGUCAACACAAUCAACAAAAUCCUUCAUUUGUUGGAAGAAAGGGGCGUGAUUUCUGUGCGCUGUUCCAACCGAAACUCAGAUCCUAAUGCACCGAAAGAUAUACGUGGCAAGGUUGUCAUGGAAUUGCUUGAGACUGAACGCAAGUAUGUACAAGAUCUUGAGAUUCUCCAGAACUACAUGCGUGAAUUGCAAAGUCAAAAGGUGCUUUCUCUUGACACCAUCCACUACUUGUUUGGCAAUCUCAAUGCUCUCGUCGACUUUCAACGCCGAUUCUUGAUCCAAAUGGAAGACAUGGCUGAAAAGCCUGCUCAAGAACAACGACUAGGCUUGCUCUUUGUUCAAAUGGAAGAGGCGUUUUCCGUGUACGAGCCCUACUGCGCCAACUACUACUCCGCACAAGACUUGGUGGUGCAGGAAGCCCCUAAGCUUCAAAAGCUUGCCAACAUUUUGAAUCCAACCUAUGAGUUGCCAUCCAUGCUUAUCAAGCCUGUUCAGCGCAUUUGCAAAUAUCCUUUGCUCAUGAGUGAGCUCAUCAAGAGCACUGACAAGACAUGGUCGCAUCUUGCUGAAAUGGAACAAGGCCUUGAAGCUAUCAAGCGUGUUGCUGAAAAGGUCAACGAGACCCAAAGAAAGCAUGAGAACGUUCAAGCCGUUGAAGAUCUCAAGAAACGCAUUGAUGAUGGGUCAAGCUCCAUUGAAUCUUAUGGAUCGCUCAUGUUGCAAGACAAGCUCUCUCUUAUGACCAAGGAUUCAGCACGAGAAAUGUGCCUCUUUCUUUUCGAACGAUGUUUAUUGAUUUGCAAGGAAAACAAGGAAGCUGCCAAGAACCGCCUUACCAAAUCCAAUACGAUUAUCAAAAAGAAGCGACGUGGUAGUCUUCAAGAACGCCUCAAUGUGGGUGCACAUCAAAUCCAUGGUGUCUAUAACCGAUCGCUCAAUGGUACAUGGAUGCUAGUAGUUGAAUAUGGUAAACGUGACCUGGAAAGCUUCACGCUUUUAUUCCGUAACGAGGAGCAACUCAAGCUGUGGGAAAGCGCUCUCAACAAGAUCAAGAGCAACUACACUAGCAGCACUGGUACCAAUGUUCCACACAGCUAUCAUAGCACGAUGCACAUGUACGCAAUGCCUAGUCCAAGUGAUUCUGGAGCUUCGUUUAUGGAUGAUGACGACGACGAGGAUGAAUUUUAUGAAUAUGAAUUCUAUGAUGAGUUACCACAGCCCACUCGCUCACGUAGCAAUUCAAUUUCGGCACAAUUAUUCAACAGCAUCCGACCUGGUGGCAAAAACGAGGUCAAGAGUCGUCAAUACCCACAUCACAUGCCUGGUAUGAACCUGUCACCAUUGCCACGCACCAGCGCAAGUACCACAACGGCGUCAUCCAACACCAUUGAUUAUGGAAUGUACCCUGUAUCACCUCCACCUUCUCAUCCAUCAUCACCCACAAGCUCCUCUCGUAUGUAUGGUGCCAAUUCUCCCCUCGCAGCAAAGUAUAUGGGUAGCAUCAAUGGUGGCGGUGGCGGUGGUGGUAUCAUGCUUCCUACCCCUCCCAAUGAUUUGCCUUUGCCACCUGUUGUCAAUCGUACCCAGUCUCAAUCGGCUGCUGCUGGUCUUGGCAUUGCUACCACAACCAACAAGAGCCAUCAUCAUCAUCAACAACGUCUACGUUCUCAAAGUAGCCCCAACAUCCACAAGGCUGCUGUUGCCAUGUCUCGUGCUCCAUAUUCACACGACUCGGUAACCAACAAUAGCUCAAUCCGCCAAAUGGCUUCUUCACCACGACUUUCGGAUCAUCAUGAUUUGAAGGUCAAGUUGUCAUAUGAUGACAAGAUCUACGUGAUCAAGACAACAGAAGGAAUCAGCUAUACGCAGCUCAUGGAAAAGGUCGAACGCAAGAUCCGUUGUGGUGCUGGUCUUGGAGGCAAGGAAUUGUUGCGCCUCAAGUACUUGGAUGAAGAUGGUGAUUUGAUUACAAUCAACUCUGACGACGAUGUUCAAAUGGCUUUUGAGAAUCGUGGUCGUCACCCAUCCGUCAGCCUCUUUGUCAACGCCUAA
Molecule: messenger RNA, 2622 nt
Organism: Lichtheimia ornata
Lineage: Eukaryota; Fungi; Mucoromycota; Mucoromycetes; Mucorales; Lichtheimiaceae
Exons: 5
Coding region: 1-2622 (873 amino acids)
Biological process (GO): establishment of cell polarity; septin ring organization; intracellular signal transduction
Cellular component (GO): mating projection tip; division septum; nucleus
Molecular function (GO): guanyl-nucleotide exchange factor activity; protein binding
Source: RefSeq, a predicted model, not a curated record